AUGCGGCUACUGUUCGUGGCUUUCCUGCUGGCCUCUCUGCGGCUCCUGUCAACACCGGCUCCGUCCAUGGCGCUUCGUUACACGUCCUCACAGCUCAUCAGACUCAACCACCGCGCACCUCCUUCACUGGACAUCACCUCAACUCUGCAACAACACUGUCUUGUCCGCCGUCGCCCCUACAUCCACCGAGGGUCCCGUCGCAAUCUUGUCUUCAAUUUCACAGGCAAAAGCAAUAUUCCCUCUGUCUGGUCCGCCUGCAGAUCCAUGCGCAGCUCACACCGGCUUGGUUCCAACAACAUCCGCAUACGUCAUCAGAGCACUCAUCACGUGACUACAUCAAACCUCCUGGGUCAGCAGCUCGUCCCCUUCAGAAAGUCCAAACUCACUCACUACUUGCAGUUCUUCUUCUGUGGCCCCGGGUCAAAGGUCACCAUGGUCGUCAACAUCAACCAAAACUCGACCAGCUUCGAGACGCUGAAUGUGCUCAGGUUCUCUGCCCUGGCUCAGAAGCGCCAAAAUUACUACAUUAAGUCCAGUACCACUCGAGUUGAUAAGAAGGAACAAACCAUCUGUGAACUGAACCAGACCAUCUGUAGACUAGAGAAGCAGCUACAGAAGGAGGAGCUACAGAAGAGGAAGGAGGAUCUACAGAAGAACCAGGAGGAGCUACAGAUGAAGGAGAAGGAGAAGAAGGAGGAGCUACAGAGUGUUCAGAGGACCUCUGCUCACUCUCUUCCCCUGAAGAGCGGCGCACGUGGGCGGAGUCUGGAGCUGUUUUCCAAAAUGGCGUCUGGGUAG
Knipowitschia caucasica is the source of this 798-nucleotide messenger RNA. The record is from the annotation of a GenBank genome assembly. NCBI's taxonomy places the organism in Eukaryota, Metazoa, Chordata, Actinopteri, Gobiiformes, Gobiidae.